Capsicum annuum is the source of this 1741-nucleotide messenger RNA. RefSeq names its product zeatin O-glucosyltransferase-like. Lineage: Eukaryota; Viridiplantae; Streptophyta; Magnoliopsida; Solanales; Solanaceae. The transcript has a single exon. The record is from RefSeq and is a predicted model, not a curated record. Gene Ontology annotation, molecular function: UDP-glycosyltransferase activity. Bases 33 to 1436 code for a protein of 467 amino acids.
AGCUCUAAACUCAUUUUUCUGAUCCUGUUCUAAUGGCUACGAACUCAUCGGAGAGUGUUGUUCACCUUAAUGAAGCGAUUGUGGCGAUGGUGCCAUUUCCUGAUUAUAGUCAUGUCAAUCAACUCUUCGUUCUUGCUCGCUUCAUCGCCUCCCGUGACAUACCGGUACACUUCCUCUGCCUUGCUGAUUGGAACCGAGAUUUGAAACUGCGUGUCCAAGGUGGUCUCGAGGUCUCAAACAUUCAUUUUGAGGACUUAUCAAUACCUUCUUCUCCGAAGGAAAAUGAUGAUGCUGGCCGCGAUGGUAUGCCUCCGAUUCUAAUACUUCUGAAAAAACUCAGGGAGCCUUUUCGUAAAACAUGCCUUGAACUCUCCACCAAUGCAAAGAGAUUAGUCGUAAUUCACGACAGUAUAAUGAGGGAACUUACAAGGGACGUCCACGCAUUUCUCAACGUCAAGUCUUAUAUCUUCCACACUGGGUCGGCUUUUAGCAAAUAUUCUGGCCUCCACCAAGUUAUUCCUGACAUAGUUGAUGAUGAUCACGACAAGCUGGUCGAGAAAAUACACUAUGAGUUUCCGUCGUUGGAGAGUUGUAGUGGACCAUAUGCAGAAGCUUUCGUUAGAAAGGAACAUGAAUGGCAGCUCAACUCUGGAGAAAUCUUGAACACCAGCAGAGAAGUCGAAGGUAAGUACCUAGAUUUACUUGCACAGACAAAAGGCAACAAGCAGUGGUGGGCUAUUGGUCCACUUCAUAUGUUGCUGCUAGAAUCACAGGACUUUAGCAAUAGGACUCGUCACGAAUGCCUAGAAUUUCUCGACAAGCAAGACGUUAACUCCGUAAUAUUCGUGUCCUUUGGAACAACCACUACAUUCUCACAAGAGCAAGUCAAUGAGAUAGCGCUUGGUUUAGAGCGAAGCAACCAUAAAUUUAUUUGGGUACUACGAGAAGCAUAUAAAAAGACGGAAACUGAGAAAAUUGAAGAGAGAGAUGGAAAGAUUGAAUUGCCAAAAAGGUUUGAAGAAAGAGCGGAAGGAAGAGGAAUGGUGGUGAGAAAUUGGGUACCGCAAUUAGAAAUCUUGGGACAUUCAUCUACAGGCGGGUUUUUGAGCCACUGUGGAUGGAAUUCUUGUAUCGAGAGCAUUAGCAUGGGAGUGCCUCUAGCAACAUGGCCAAUCCAUUACGAUCAGCCAUUUAACGCAAUUAUUAUGACCAACUUGCUGAAGAUCGGAACAUCUGUCAGGAGUUGGGCACAUCGAAAAGAAUUGGUGACAGCAUCAACCAUUGAGAAAACUGUCAACACUUUGAUGGGCACGAUAGAAGGGAAAGAGAUGAGACAAAGAGCCGUGGAGUUAAGACACAAGAUCAAGAGAUCUGUUAGCCAUGGAGGACCUGCACACAAGGAAAUGGAAUCUUUCAUAUCAAAUAUUAUCAAAUAACUCCCAGAGGCAAGUUGUGGACAACACAAAAAGAAAGAACGUAGUUAGGAAGAUCAAGAGACCGAGUUCUCUUUAGGACAGAGUUUCCUAGUAUCUGUAUUGGUGCGAUAUAGCAAGUGCCCGACAAAUUAGUUGAAGUGUGCACAAACUUAGUCGAACACCAUUAUCCAUCUGAUAAUCAAGGUUGCUUGGACGAAUCGUCCAAAACUGCUACUGCACACGUGUCAAUUCCUUCAAAAAAUACAUAGCUAUUGAAGGAUCCAACACGCGCCCAGUGAUGUGUUCAAGAGCCCAACCAACAUAGU